AUGUUCCACAAUUUGUACGGUGGAGUGUCAGAGGCCACAGUCUCUGCUGACACUACUACCCCGCUCACCUACGCUUCCGCUAAUGGAUCGAGCAUGGCGCCUAGAUGGAGCCCAGGACGUUUCCUAGACGAGCUUCAAAAUGAAUUUUCACCAACAAGAACAACCCCGACCCAGAGACCAGCUUCACUCCUCCCCCCGACCGAAAAGCUUGCAGAAGAAGACCCAGUGGAAGCCCAGGUCCUAAGAAUCGAGAAGAGAAUUGAGGCAGAGGAAAGAAAAAGGAAGGCCCUCGAUAAACUAAAGGCCUUACAACAAAAGAAUGCUGAAUUGGAAAAAAUGAUGAAUGAGCCUGUUGUGGAGCCUGUUGUGGGACCGGCUGUCCCUCGACUGGAAAACACCGGAUCGAACCUGAGAAGAGAGAAUAACGAGUCUCAUAGAGGUCGAGUCGGCUCCCCGAAGCCAUAUCAUAUGACCAGAGAGAGAUCAAAGACACCGGAAGAUAUUCGAGCCCCGGACAUCCUGCCGUUCGAGGGAAGAAGCCUACCAGAACAGCAACUCUUUAUCAAAAGUUUAGAGCGAAAUUUCGCUGCUCAUAAAAGCUACUAUAAUCGUCGCCCCGAUAGCAUGGUACUUGUAGCCAUUCGAAGCCUUAAAAGCCCAUUGAACUUCGAUUUCUCCCGAUAUCAGAAGAACAUUGGACACAAGCUCAACUGGAAAGAGUUCCAGGACUGGACAAAACAAGUCGUCGCCGGCUUAGAACAUGUGACGCUGUCUGCCGCCCGAAGCUGGUAUACAGCGAAGCAGCUACCAUGGCAACGUGUCCGUAGCUUUGCUGAUCAUCUGAAGAAGAUCGCCGAGGAUAUGCCGGAAAUCUCUGAGGAGCAUCAGAAGCUUCGAUUAUUCACAGGGUUGCUGCCUGCUGUCCGAUUUGAAGGUGAACGCCAAGGCUAUGGCAAAGGGCUUCGAUACCCAGAGUACGUUGACUGGUUACUCCAGUGCGAAGAUGUGGCCCCAGGCAGGUCAGAUGAGAUCAAAAUGGCGAGAAAGCAUUGGAACGGAAAAACGGACUACAAAAAGCCCAGACAGGACUCGAGACUUAGUAACGAUUGGAAUUCGAACUCAUUUUCAGGCCCAAAUGAAUCCCACGACCAAUCCUCUCAGGGCGUGAAGCGUGAGAGAAUAGACUCCAACAUGGAGCAAGGCCACAACUACGAACUUGGCCAUUGCACAGUUGAUGCCAGAAGCCCCAAGAGGACCAAGGCUAGCCCUGGUCACCUUAACUCCCAGUGA
This is a messenger RNA of Penicillium taxi, 1290 nucleotides long. RefSeq lists its product as uncharacterized. The record is from RefSeq and is a predicted model, not a curated record. Lineage: Eukaryota; Fungi; Ascomycota; Eurotiomycetes; Eurotiales; Aspergillaceae. Bases 1 to 1290 code for a protein of 429 amino acids. The transcript has a single exon.